Schistocerca serialis cubense is the source of this 1954-nucleotide messenger RNA. RefSeq names its product ribosome quality control complex subunit NEMF-like. Gene Ontology annotation, molecular function: ribosomal large subunit binding; tRNA binding. The coding region runs from base 1 to 1758 and encodes 585 amino acids. The record is from RefSeq and is a predicted model, not a curated record. The transcript has a single exon. Gene Ontology annotation, cellular component: RQC complex. NCBI's taxonomy places the organism in Eukaryota, Metazoa, Arthropoda, Insecta, Orthoptera, Acrididae. Gene Ontology annotation, biological process: ribosome-associated ubiquitin-dependent protein catabolic process; rescue of stalled cytosolic ribosome.
AUGACAAUUGAUGUUGAUUUGGAUCUGUCUGCGUAUUCCAAUGCAAGGAGGUACUACGAACAGAAAAGAAAUGCUGCCAAAAAGCAACAGAAAACCAUUGAGUCUCAUAGCAAGGCCCUGAAGUCUGCUGAGAGGAAAACAAAACAAACUCUUAAGGAAGUUCAAGCAAUGGUAAACAUCAGUAAAGCACGAAAAGUGUAUUGGUUUGAAAAAUUCCACUGGUUUAUUAGCUCCGAGAACUAUUUGGUCAUUGGAGGUCGUGAUCCAAAGCAGAAUGAACUGAUUGCGAAACGUUAUAUGAGACAAGGUGACAUAUAUGUUCAUGCAGAUGUGCAGGGAGCAAGUAGUAUUGUUAUCAAAAAUCCAUCUGGGCAGCCAGUGCCCCCGAAAACCCUCAAUGAGGCUGGCAUCAUGGCAAUGUGCUACAGUGUAGCAUGGGAUGCAAAGGUUGUGACCAGUGCUUGGUGGGUACAUAGUGACCAAGUUUCUAAAACAGCACCAACUGGAGAAUAUCUGACGACUGGAGCCUUCAUGAUACGUGGAAAGAAGAACUUCUUGCCACCUUCCCAUCUUGUCAUGGGCUUUAGCUUCCUUUUUAAACUUGAAGACGAUUCCAUACAACGGCAUAAAGAUGAAAGCAAAGUCCGAAAUGUUGAAGACGAUGCUAUAUCAGCAGUAACAGAUAUCUCAGCAGAGCAGGACCAAGAGAUAGAACUGGUUGACAGCGAUGAUGAAGGAGAUGGAGACAAUUCUCAUGAGAAACAUGAUGAAGCAGUUUCCCAGGAAAACAAUGAAGAUGCAGAAGAUGUACAGGCUGAUGAAACUACAAAAGAGAUUGAAGCUGUUGAAGCAGCCAAAGGAGAUAUGAAUGAUAGUGAUGCACCAAAUGAGGAAGAUAAUGCAGAGGGGCAACCAAUGUUUCCUGAUGUGGAACUCAAAAUUGAGCAUAGUCUUAACAGAUUGAGUCUUCAUGUAGUAAAUAAACCCCAGAAUGGUGUAAAUGAUACGGAUGAUCAGAAAAUGGCUAGCAGGCAUCAAAACAGAAAGCAGAAACCAACACAACAGAAAAAUGAAGUUGCUGAAGAUUCUGACUCAAAAUCUGGUAACAAGUCUCAGCAACAGUUGAAACGAGGACAGAGAGCAAAACUAAAGAAAAUUAAAGAAAAGUAUAAGGAUCAAGAUGAAGAAGAAAGAAAGCUACGCAUGGAAAUUUUGCAAUCAGCGGGCUCUCCAAAGGACAGCAAAAAGGGUAAAAAAUCUGCAAAGGAUGCUAAAGGAAAGAAUCAGAAAAGUAAAGGCACUAAUGGAGUUGUAGCUUCUGCUGAACGGCAGCAAGCCGAACAGAAGAGUCGGCCGCGCCCGGCACCAAAGCCUAGCAAUCAGGAGCAUGGUGGGGAUGAAUCUGAUGGUGGAGGUGGAGGUGCAGCGGAAGAAGUGGAAGUGACGGCGGCAGCUGAAGUGGACAUGUUGGAUUCUCUCACUGGUUUCCCCCUUCCAGAAGAUGAACUACUAUUUGCAGUACCUGUUGUAGCGCCGUACACUACACUACUUAACUACAAGUUCAAAGUAAAAAUAACACCAGGAACAGGCAAGAGAGGAAAGGCUGCCAAAACUGCGCUCAACGUGUUUCUCAAAGAUCAUACCACAACUGGAAGAGAGAAGGACUUAAUAAAAAGUGUUAAGGAUGAAGACCUGUCCAGGAACAUACCAGGAAAAGUUAAGAUUUCAGCACCACAGUUGCAAAAACUGCGUAAAUGAUAUUUUGUGAACUCUUUUCUGUAUGUACAUUGUACACGAUCAUAUAGGAGAAAAUUCUGAUUUUACAUGUUAGAAUUGUACAAGGAAAAUGAGACUAUGACACUAAAAUUGUUGUGCGUACUGUUGGAGAGGAAUAAUGUCUUUCAUCAGGUAUAAGUUUUGGAAAACUUGAGCUUAUAUAUAUAUGCUGUGCUUC